AUGGUUUUAUAUUCAUUCCCAUAGUUUUGUAUAUGUUAUGUUUGCCAGACAUUAAAUAUAAUAAGCAGAAACAUCUCUCUCUCUUUCCUUUCUUCUAGUUCAAUCCCCACUAACACUCACAAUCAAAUAACCGAAAGGAGAGGAAAAGAAAAGAGCCCCCGUCAAUCAUCGGUGAACCCUCCGUCGGAAUCCGAAGCUCUCUGCGACAAAAUACAUGGAUGAGAAGUGGAAGAUCUCCAAGAAAGAGAUCUCAGCUUCGUCAUCAUCAUCUUCUUCCUCCAAAUCAAAGUUCACAAGGAGCUUCUCCACGAGCGCUUCCUCGACCAAGUCACCUGUGUUUGUGCGGAGCUCCUCCACGAAAUGCCCGGUCCCUUCCUCGUCGAAUUCGUCUGCUUCGAUGUCGAGAAGCUUGUCGAGGAAAGAGAGCGGAUCUUCCAUUACUCAGAAGUAUAGCAGCUUGGCCAAAGAACAGAAGGCGAGGUUUUACAUCAUGAGAAGGUGUGUGGCUAUGCUUGUUUGCUGGCAUAAACAUGGAGAUUCCUAGAUCAGAUUCUUUUUUUUUUGGUGGGCUUCUUGUAAUUAGGUCAGUUUGAUUAUUGAGGUGGGUACAAGUUUCCAUGGUACAUUGUAAGAAGCGAUUUUUACUGAAACAUUUAGGGUUCCUAUGCCCUUUUUUUUGUCUCUAAAUGCUAAUUAUUCCAUUUUAAUUUCACGGAAUACCAAACUGAAACAUCCCAAAAUCACAAUUUUCAUAGUUUUAGGCGUUUAGUGGGUUUGAGCGAAAUUAACAAUUUUAGGGUAAACGCUUCAAAUUAUAAAACUUAAUUAGGUUAAACCCGAGUUUAACAAACUAAACCAAGUUUUAGAAAAAAAAUUAUUAGAAGAAGCGAAGAGA
Molecule: messenger RNA, 895 nt
Organism: Tarenaya hassleriana
Lineage: Eukaryota; Viridiplantae; Streptophyta; Magnoliopsida; Brassicales; Cleomaceae
Product: putative protein TPRXL
Exons: 1
Coding region: 215-544 (109 amino acids)
Biological process (GO): negative regulation of cell population proliferation
Source: RefSeq, a predicted model, not a curated record